AAACCUCAAAUUAUUUUUCAUAUCAAGGCGUGGCCCAGAGAUGUCUGUCUUAUUACUGACAAGAUUGCCUCUGAUCCCAUGCAGAGUUCUUUCACCUUACCCACUGAGCAGCUGCCUUUCCCUCCAGCACAUCUGAAAAUAAGAGGAAGACCACCACCACUCUCUCCACACCUGUUAUAUUUCUGAGUUGGCAACUGAAGGGGGUGGUUGGAUGGGCACAUAUUACUACUUAACAAUCUAUAAAUUUGGCCCACAACCAUGCAGUCCUGACUUUUGGCCUACACAUACUUUCCAGCAGAUCUUCACAACUGUCAGGUCAAGUGAAAGGGCAGGGGAUGCCGGAUGUGGCACUGGAGUGGAAUGAAUUCACUUGCAGCUAUCCAAGGAAAAGACACCACUGCUGCAUGCUGGGAUGAGGUGCUCUGAGUUUGGCUCAGCAUUUUGAGAAGCGGACAUCGGGUGUGACGCUCAGCCAGGAGUGCCUUUUCCCGCUGCCCAUUGUUGGGCUGAGGAGCAGAAGGGACAGUCACAGGAUGGAUCCCGCCAGCGCCCUGUACAGAAGAAGAAGACGGUCUCCUUCAGCACCAUGCCCAGCAACCGCAAGCUCAGCAGCACAGCAGCCUGCAUCUCCUUCAUGCUGGAGGGUUGUGAGAUGAAGAAGGUGCGCUCCAACUCCCGCAUGUACAGCCGGUUUUUUGUCCUGGACCCCGACUUGCGUUUCAUGCAUUGGGAGCCUUCCAAGAAGGACUCUGAAAAAGCCAAGAUUGAGAUCAAGUCGGUCAGAGAGGUGCGGGUUGGGAAGAAGACUCCUGUGCUGCGCUCCAACGGCCUCUCGGACCAGUUCCCUGACGAGUGUGCGUUCUCCAUCAUCUAUGGAGACAACUAUGAGUCCUUGGACCUGGUGGCAAGCUCCGCUGAUGUGGUGAAUGCCUGGGUGAUGGGGCUGCGAUACUUGGCCUCCUAUGGAAAGCACACGCUAGAGGAAACUCCUGAGACUGGCCAUCCCAACCCGCGCACCUCAUGGAUUUCCUCUGUCUUUGAGAUUGCAGACCUGGAGAAGGAAGGCCGAAUCCCAGUCUCCCGGGCUGUGCAGCUCAUCCGGGCACUCAACCCUGGGAUGAAAGCCUCGACUAUUGAACUGAAAUUCAAAGAGCUCCAGAAAGCAGCUAGUGAGCGGCUGGGGGAAGAGGUGAGCUGCGAGGUCUUUGUGGAGGCCUACUGUGAGCUGUGCACCAGGCCUGAGGUUUUCUUCCUUCUGGUCCAGUUUUCCAGCAAUAAAGAGUACAUGGGCCUGAAAGAUCUGAUGAGCUUCCUGGAGGCCGAGCAGGGCAUGGAAGGGGUGACGGAGGAAAUGUGCAUGGAGAUUGUGAGCAAAUACGAGCCAUCCAAGGAAGGCCGGGAAAAGGGCUACUUAGCCAUUGAUGGCUUCACUCGCUACCUCCUCUCCGCUGACUGCGCCAUAUUUGACCCCCAACACCGCAAGGUGUGCCAGGACAUGAGCCAGCCGCUGUCCCAUUACUUUAUUAGCUCUGCACAUGGCGCAUGUCUGGCUGAGGACAGCUGCUUCUGGGGCGGCUCCACCUCGGACAUUGGGGGUUAUGUGGCGGCCCUCAAGUCUGGCUGCCGCAGCUUGGAACUUGUGGUGUGCGAUGGCCCUUCUGGAGAACCGGUGGUCAGUGCCGGGACCCGCUUGGCCUUCUCCAGGGUGGUGGGUGCUAUUGCAGAGUAUGCCUUCGAGGCCUCUGAGUUUCCUCUCAUCCUGUGCCUCUCUGUGCGCUGCUGUGUUGCCCAGCAGAGGCUCGUGGCUGAAUAUCUGAGGAAGACCUUUGGGGACAAGCUGUACCUGAUACCACCAAACCCCAACAAGGUCUACCUCCCUUCUCCGGAAAGACUCAAAAGAUGCAUCCUCAUCAAAGGCCGCAAGCUGCCCCCUAGUUGCCAGGCCAGUGAGGGGGAUGUAUCCGAUGACGAGGAGACCGCAGAGCUGGGCCUGCCGCUUGGUGAGGAGGACCAUGAGCCGCCCCGCUGCCGGCGGGUCUUGUGCCAGGAGCUCUCUGACCUGGUGAGCCUGUGCCAGGCAGUGUCUUUCCAGGGCUUUGAGGCCUCUCGGCGGGGCCAGUGCUACUGGGAGGUUUGCUCCUUCAGUGAGGUGGAGGCUGGGCGCUACACCAACGAGGAGCCAGAAGAUUUUGUGGCCUAUAACAAGCGCUUCCUGUCACGGGUUUACCCCAGCCCCAUGCGCAUUGACGCCAGCAACAUGAACCCCCAGGACUUUUGGAAGUGCGGCUGCCAGAUGGUGGCUAUGAACUACCAGACACCAGGCCUCAUGAUGGACCUGAACGCCGGCUGGUUCCGUCAGAAUGGGAGCUGUGGCUACGUGCUCCGGCCAGCCAUUAUGCGCGAGGAGGUGUCCUACUUCAGCGCCAACACCAGGGACACCUUGCCUGGCAUCUCAGCCCAACUUCUGCAUCUCAAGAUCAUCAGUGGCCAGAACCUGCCCAAGCCCAAGGGCUCCGGGGCCAAGGGGGACGUGGUGGAACCAUACGUCUGCGCCGAGAUGCACGGCAUCCCUGCCGACUGUGCUGAGAAGCGCACCAAGACGGUGCUGCAGAGCGGGGACAACCCUGUCUUCGAGGAGACCCUGGAGUUCCAGGUGAACCUCCCUGAACUGGCCAUCCUCCGGUUUGUGGUUCUCGACGACGAUUACAUUGGAGAUGAGUUCAUUGCGCAAUACACCAUUCCUUUUGAGUGCCUCCAGGUGGGCUACCGCCACGUUCCGCUCCAGUCCCUGGCGGGCGAGCCCCUCCCCAACACGACCUUGUUUGUGCACGUAGCCAUCACCAACCGGCGGGGCGGAGGCAAAGCGCACCGGCGGGGCCUCUCGGGGAGGAAGGGGCGGCGCAUGCGGGAGUACACGUCUACCAAGGCCACCGGAAUCAAGGCCAUCGACGAGGUGUUCCGCACUGCCACUCAGCCGCUGCGGGAGGCCACAGACCUGCGGGAGAACAUGCAGAACGCACUGGUCUCCUUCAAAGAAUUGUGUGGCCUCACACCAGCAGCCAACAUCAAGCAGUGCAUCUUAAAGCUGGCCACAUGGUUGCAGCCCAGCGAGAAGGAGAGCUCCCCAGCCGUCACCCUCAAUCUAGGCGAGGAGUACCCCUCCAUGGAGGUCCAGGGGCCAGUCCCAGAGCUGCUGAGGAAAGUGCUUGCUGCCUACGACACUAUGAUCCAGACAAGCCGGACACUCAUUGAGUCAGCUGAUGCUGUUCACAGCAAGAUUAUUCAGGUUCAGCAAUCAGGGAUGGGCUUUCACAAGGAGCUGCACCUGCUGGAGGUGAAGGAAGGUCUGAAAGGCCGGAAAUUGCAGAAGGCUCUAGAGAGUUUUGCCUGGAACAUCACCGUCCUCAAGGGCCAGGCUGACCUGCUCAAGCACUCAAAGGCAGAGGCACUAGACACUCUGUGGCAGAUCCACAACGCAGCACAGUCAUGUGGCAUCGGGCGGAAUGGAGCCGCCUCCCCUGACCUCUUCCGCAGCCGAGCUGUUCUUGAUCCCAUCCCUGAAACGGAAGGAGGCAGCGACACGGGGUCUUGCUGACUCUUAACACAUUGGAACGAGGAAAGGGACACAUGGACACAGUGGGUGCCGUGCAGAGACUUUGAAAUGUGGUGGAUUUUUUUUUUUUUAAAUUGCAAAAAAGAGAGAUGUGAAGCACAAUGUUGUCUCCAGCAUGCAAGGUAAAUGAAGGAGAACCAAUCAAGUGCCAAGUAUUUGUGUGCGUGUGACACAGCCAGGAGCAUCCCUAGAGCCAGGCAAGGUGCCUUGAGAUGGCACCUUGAGAUCUGAGGCAAGGUGGCCACUUUGAAUGGCAGAUCAUUUAAGAAUGGCAGAGUGAGAAACAGACUGAUCUGAUGCCUGGGGUCAACCAUGAGAGAAAAUUUCCUAAACCUCCCCCACAAAAGUAAACAGAAGCUGCUGUGUGAUUGCACAACUCCCGUUCAUGUCAAUAAAACAGGAACCCACCCUCUGCAAAUGGGGGUGGGGGGAGGCAAAGGCAGUCUGCGGUCAACAAGAGCUUUCCCAGUUGGUUGGCCAGCAAGUAAGCCUGCUUUUAUAAGGGUGUGAGAAUAUUAGCUGAUCUGCUCUGCCUGUUCAUGAAAGGAAGUGUCCUUGAUGAUCUCUCUGCAGUUCCAUUUUGGCAAGAGCAAGAUGGUGCCUCAGAGACUGAAUUCCUACCUGGCAUCUCUCGGGUUCCAGAUUCAACAGCUGUUGUAAGACUGAAUCCUGAGAGGCUUAUACAGGUGAACCUCCUGAUGAGUUGUGCCUGUGUGAAUUAGUAAUAGACGUGUGCCAUUGAAUUGUUCUUGACCAGCCCUGAUAACAGCCCCUCAAACUUAAUUCACCAGCAGAGGGAAGACCAAUACUAGAAACUGGAUGUGCUGGAUGCAGCUUCUCCAGAAAAGGAGCGCAUCAUCACACCAGCAAAGCAAGGCUGAGCAAUGUUGCAAAGCAAGGCCAGGCAAUCCAUCAUCUGCCCUGAAGAAGGUCCACAAUUUGCAGUUGCAGAUGAAGGAGAGACUGAAGGAAGGGGACCCAGUGUUUCCUGUUCUCCCCCAGCCCCAUAUGCUAUCAGAUGCCUAGUCAAAGCUGAUAUGUAUUCAGAGGGAGGAGAGAAUCUCAAGUUUUCCUCACUAGAGGUAGUUUGUAAAUGUGUAUUGGAAUUGCUCACAGUGGCUGACAUGAGGAACAUUGCUUAAAGUAGUCCUAUUGAACUUAAAAGGACUACUGAGUAGUUUUCUUCAUCAUGUCAGCCUGUGUUCCCAGUUAUGGAAUGCUACUGGAUUUAAAGAUUGUUUGGUUUGGUUUUAAAUGUGUUGUACAGCUUUGAAUCUGGCAAGUUAAUAUUAUAUUAGUACUAAAUACUAAGCUAAUACUAACUAUUAGCUUGAAAAAUUAUCCACUUACCUAUUUAAAGUGUGGACUUUCAAAAUUGUCCCUCAUUAUCAAAUUUGAAAAUGUCGGCAUUUGACACUUCCGAUUCUGAUUUUGCUGAGAUUUGGAUCUGUGCAACAUUUCAAUCCUGCACUACUCUUCAUUUUAUUUUCUCAUUUUUGAGGUGGGGUUGGUUGGAAGGCAAGGUUAUGAUAUAUUGACUGGUCCCUGCUCCCCUCCUGCCUGAUCCAGGAGGCUUGCUCUUGAAUUGAGUGGGCUGGACUCUGUUGACAAUAAAGCCUGAGCUUCUUCUCUUUC
Hemicordylus capensis (graceful crag lizard) is the source of this 5248-nucleotide messenger RNA. Its product is annotated as inactive phospholipase C-like protein 2. Lineage: Eukaryota; Metazoa; Chordata; Lepidosauria; Squamata; Cordylidae. The record is from RefSeq and is a predicted model, not a curated record. The transcript has 6 exons. Gene Ontology annotation, molecular function: phosphatidylinositol-4,5-bisphosphate phospholipase C activity. Gene Ontology annotation, biological process: intracellular signal transduction; lipid metabolic process. Bases 587 to 3595 code for a protein of 1002 amino acids.